Molecule: messenger RNA, 1767 nt
Organism: Brassica oleracea var. oleracea
Lineage: Eukaryota; Viridiplantae; Streptophyta; Magnoliopsida; Brassicales; Brassicaceae
Product: probable pectate lyase 7
Exons: 4
Coding region: 166-1575 (469 amino acids)
Molecular function (GO): pectate lyase activity
Source: RefSeq, a predicted model, not a curated record
UUCACUUUAGGCCAAACAGAAAAAACGACCUAACUCCAUGUUUAAAGCUUAGCAGUUCUCCAUAUAUAUUUAAAAAAUAUAUAAAAAGAUUACCCCUUUGAGAAAGAAAAAAAGAAUUAAUACAAAUUGUUUUUUUCUCUAGAAAAAGGGGUAAUCAAAUAAAAAAUGGAGACGGCUAGGCUUUUAGUUUGUGUGAUUUGUAUUGCCAGUUUGAUUCCGACCUUACGAGCCAAUGUUGCGGAGACGGAUGAGUAUUGGGUAACAAAAGCCAACGAAGCUCGUAGACGUACCCUUAUGGCUUACCAUCCUGAUCCUUAUCAGAUUGUCGACCACUUCCACGAGCGUCAUUACGACAACUCUACUGAUAUUGAAGAGACGGAGGAAAACGCUUCGGAGGAAGAGGACGACAUUGAGAUGAUUUCUAGUGCGACGAACAGCACAAGGAGGAGUCUAAGAGGUAGAGGUAAAGGUAAGGGUAGAGGGAAAUGGAGCAAGCUAAAGGGACCUUGCACUGCAAGUAACCCUAUCGAUAAAUGUUGGCGUUGCCAGCCGGAUUGGGCCAGGCGUCGCAAGAAGCUCGUCAAGUGUGUCCGUGGAUUCGGUUACAAGACCACAGGAGGCAAACGUGGUCGAAUCUACGUGGUCACAAGCAACAGAGAUGAUGACACGGUGAACCCUAGACCCGGAACACUGCGUCACGCUGUGAUUCAGAACGAACCACUGUGGAUCAUUUUCAAGCACGAUAUGAGCAUUAGGUUGUGCCAAGAGCUAAUGAUUAAUAGUCACAAGACGAUCGAUGCUCGUGGCACUAACGUGCACAUCGCAUAUGGUGCUGGGAUCACGAUGCAGUACGUGCAUAAUAUCAUCAUCCAUGGGCUUCACAUCCAUCACAUCGUCCAGGGCAGAGGUGGCAUGAUAAGAAACUCGAAUGACCAUUUUGGGUUUAGAGGAGUGGCCGAUGGAGAUGGUAUCUCCAUCUUUGGAGCAACAAACAUUUGGCUUGACCACAUUUCUAUGUCUAAAUGCCAAGAUGGUCUCAUCGACGCUAUAAUGGGCUCCACCGGUAUCACUAUCUCUAACUCUCAUUUCACCCACCAUAACGAUGUGAUGUUGCUUGGUGCACAAAAUGACAACCACGCGGACAAGAAAAUGCAAGUCACCGUGGCUUUCAACCACUUUGGUAAAGGACUUGUGCAGAGGAUGCCGAGGAUUCGAUGGGGUUUCGUCCAUGUUGUCAACAAUGACUACACUCACUGGGAGCUUUACGCUAUCGGGGGUAGCCAAAGUCCUACCAUUCUCAGCCACGGAAACCGUUUCAUCGCUCCUCCUCACCUACAACAUUACAGAGAGGUGACAAAGAGGGAUUCCGCUCCAGAAUCGGAGUGGAAAAACUGGAACUGGAGAUCCGAGAAAGACAUUUUCAUGAACAAUGCAUAUUUCAGACAAUCUGGAAACCCAAAGUUCAUGUGUUCACACUCUAGACAACAGAUGAUAAAGCCCAAACACGGUGUUGCCGUUUCAAAGCUAACCAAAUACGCCGGAGCAUUGGAUUGCCGGGUCGGAAAACCAUGCUAAACAAUAUUGCUCACUACUAUUUUUUUUCCUCCUUGUAUCUAGGCCAAAAUCUUUUUAAGAAAAAUCAUGGGGUAAAACUUUGAAAUAAGUCUAAUUUAUGAAGAUUUUUGUCUAAAAUAUGAAUGCGAACGGCUGGAUACUUUGUAACUCUAUUCUGUUUCUGUAUUACAUUUGUUGUGUGUGUGUUUUUUU